Molecule: messenger RNA, 2088 nt
Organism: Dichotomopilus funicola
Lineage: Eukaryota; Fungi; Ascomycota; Sordariomycetes; Sordariales; Chaetomiaceae
Exons: 2
Coding region: 1-2088 (695 amino acids)
Biological process (GO): activation of GTPase activity; signal transduction
Molecular function (GO): GTPase activator activity
Source: RefSeq, a predicted model, not a curated record
AUGGCCCUGAUUGGACAUGCUUGGCUGACACCGUCACACAACAGACCUGUGACCGCGGCUUGUUGCGCCGCCAGCGAUGCCAUUGCCCGCACGUCCCUCGCCAUCAACCAAUUUGUGCGAGAAGUGCGCGAGGCUCGGCCCGAGUUUGACGGCAUCUCUGCGGAACUACACUCCCUUGAUGGUGUCUUGGAUCUUCUCGGCUACGACGCAGCGCACAUCCCCUUCGCAAUAGCUGUGAGCACGCCGACGGUACUGGGAACUUGCGUCACGCUCAUUACCGAACUCGAGGGCUGCGUCUCCCUCCUGAACCAGGCAGAUGGGGGGAGAGCGGAAAAGAAAUCUCGAUGGCAGGCCAGCCGCGGGCAUAUUGAAAAGCUCCGGUGGACGUUAAGCGAGUACAAGCUAGUCCUUGGGUUAGCCACUGAUUUUGUUGGCGUGAUGAAAGCACAAACUAGCGAACAAGGCGACCGGGGAUUGUUAGAUGAACACCAAUUGGACCCACCGAGUGGCGCGGAUGUCGACGACAACGAACUGGCCGUCGUAUCCUCUCAAAUUCACCAGGCAGCCCGGGAUUUGGAACGGGGGCGGCAACAAAGCGUUGCCCUCGCGAGACUCGGGCAAUACUUGGGCAUCCUUCAGGCCGAGGCACAGAUGAGCAGCCCCCCGCCCAAGCCACAAAGCUUCCGCCGGCCUCAUCGCUCCUCAUCGAUGGGCGGUCCCCCGGACAGCGCUAUCGAUGUCAGUUACGACGACAGAGACGACAGGGAAAGUGCUUUUCUAUCUCUUUCAAAGCUAGAGAUCCCACCCUCGUCAGCAUCCAUCAACAGCGCGGAAGAUACCCGGGCCGCCGACCUAGAUGAUUUCGUUGGUGAGCUCAACGAAAUGCCCAUUGCUACACCCCCAUUGCCAGCCCGGUCAGCCUCCAGGAUGAGCUCGAGAACUGGCGGCAGUAGAAGGCGCCCUUCUGCGGUCGAUGGUCAGUCGCCUCGGGUAACCUCACCAACGUCACCGAGUUGGCAAUAUCCCGCUUCUACUUCCCCCUUCGCUUGGGACUCCAGGGGGUCCGGUCCCCAUGAUCGAUACUUUACCCCAGUGACCGAGCUCCCAGAGCCGAGUGAUGAUAGCGGUAGUUCGGUUUCAGCCCCUUCUCUGAGCAGCCGGUCCCACAGCCGUCGCAGCAGUAUAAUCGGCCAGACGCUCCAUUCCAUCUGGGAGCACCCUCGGGCGGACGUCCCCACACCAACCAGCCGGCCAACUACCGCUUCAGGUCGCGACACACCCCAGAUCGAUCAAGCCAACUUACUUCGACGUGGCAGCUCCAAACUCACCACGACUUUCCGGGGCUUUGGGUUCAAACGGUCGGCUCUCAACACCGUGGCCGACGAGGCAAAGAGUGAUGCAACCGGUGUUUUUGGAACGCCGCUAGCAAAGAGCAUUCAGGUUGCAAAGGGGAUUGCUAGUGCUCGCCACGGGUCCGGGGAAGGCUCAUCGCGUGGUACUCGUGAAUACCCACUGAGUGUGCUACGGUGUGUUUACUACAUCCGGGACUGCGGCGUCCAAACCCCGCGUCUGUUUGGUCUGGAAGGUGACUCAGCCCGCGUCGAGCAACUCAAAUCCAUUUUCAGUGCUCCAAGCACGAGCUAUGGAAAGGACCUGGAUUGGGCGCACUUCACCGUACACGACGCCGCCGACUUGAUUCUACUAUUCCUCACCGAGCUCCCCCAACCCGUCGUGUCCGAGUCAGUCGCAAAACGGUGGAUCUCCAUGUCCCGACAAGCGACCAUUCGCAGCGCUCGGUUAGACCAGGGACUCGAUUUCUGGGAGGAGGCCAUGAUGGGCAUCCGCGGCCCAGGUCGGAGUCUGUUCAAGUUGCUCCUUGGUUUGUGGGGCGACGUGGCCGAGGCCGCGAGCACCAACGAAAUGACGGCAGAACGUAUCGCAGCGCGGGUGGUCAAGCCCCUCAUGCACGCCGAAUCGAGUCGUCGUUAUACCGACUACCUGCUGGGGCUGUCCUUCCUCAUUCGGAAACGCGCCGAAUACAACAUCGCUGCAAACGGUUUAACAAGGAAGAGCAACGCUGCAUUUUAA